Messenger RNA from Pocillopora verrucosa, 3870 nucleotides. The record is from RefSeq and is a predicted model, not a curated record. Lineage: Eukaryota; Metazoa; Cnidaria; Anthozoa; Scleractinia; Pocilloporidae.
GCCUAUUCAACAUUUAAGGUUUCUGUGAUGUCAGGACAAUUAAAGAAUGACACUGGGGAAAGGAAACUGAGAGUAACCCUUUUGAGUGCUGAAUGGAAAGCUUCAAGCAAUGGAGACUGGACAACCAUCAACAGAGAACUAGCAAUACAGAUGGCUAAACAUCCCAAUGUGGAAGUCAGUGUCUUCUUACCUCAGUGUAGUGAAGAGGACAAGAAAGAUGCUGAUAGUUACAAUGUUAAACUCAUUGAAGCUGUUAAACUGUCUGGUUUUGAACCAGUUCUUUGGCUAGCCUCUGUACCUGAUGGCCAUGCUAUAGAUUGUAUUCUAGGGCAUGGAGUAGCUCUUGGUCGGCUAAUUCCACUCAUAAAGAAAAAUCCAAAUUACAAUCAUUGCAAAUGGAUUCAAGUUGUCCAUACUGCCCCUGAAGAAAUUGGCAUGUACAAAAGCAUUUCUGAAGGUCAACAAAUGCAGAAAACAGAAAUAGAACUAUGUGAAAUGGCUGAUCAAGUUGUAACAAUUGGCCCCAAACUAACUGAUGCAUAUAAGCACCAACUUGGACAACAGGAUGUUUUUAAUCUGACGCCAAGCAUAUUCCCUGAAUUUUCAGAAGUGCAGCAAGCAAGCGAUGAAAGAAGAACGUUUUGUGUCUUGGUAAUUGAGAAUGGUAAUAGUGAAGAUUUUGAUGUUAAAGGAUAUGAUAUUGUAGCAAAAGCUAUUGCUAACCUUAAGGAUAAAUCUUACCAACUCAAGUUUGCUUCCAAACAGAGAGGAAAGGAAGAUGAAUUAGCAGAAAAGUUACUUCAGUGUGGUAUUGAUCGUAAUCAACUAAUUAUCUGCAGCUUUGAUGAAAACAGGAAAACAUUAGCCAACUUAUUCUCUGCAGUGGAUAUUGCCAUUUUGCCCUCAAAAACUGAAGGGUUCGGGUUAAGCGCUCUUGAAGCCAUAUCUGCUGGUCUUCCAGUACUUGUCAGUGGUAACUCAGGUAUUGCAGAAGCAUUAAGGGAGGUGCCUAAUGGGUCACAGUGUAUAGUGGAUUCAGAGGAUCCUGUAGACUGGGCCAGAGCAAUAAAGGCUGUGUGUGACAAAAAAAGGAAUGUACGACUUGCAGAGGCAGAGAUUCUUCGUGAAAACUAUAUGCAGCAGUUCAGCUGGGAGAAGCCUUGUGAUUUCCUAGUUAAAAAGAUGUACAAUCUUGCAUUUGGUGGUGAAAUGAAUAUUAAGGUUGAUGUGGAUGACUUGAAACCUGAAGAACAGAAUAUGCAGACUGGCAUGUUGGCAACAGAGUCUGUCAGACAGCAAGAGGUUCAGCAGCCUGGGGCAUCUGCAACAUCAGCUGCAUCUGGAAGUGUGUCUUAUCCACAGACAGAAGAUCUUCAGGCCCUUAAAGAGGAACUCUUCAUAUCAAUUGUUAGAAAUUAUCUCCAGACCACACCACCACGUUCCAGUGAAGAGCACAAUAGGUUUAAGGAGUAUGUAAAAGAAAUGAGGCUCAUCAUUACUGGUGUUGCUGUAGGAAGUUUGGUGAUAACAGUGAAGUGUGAAUCUCUAAUAAUCUUGGAGGAGUUGUGGACAGAUUACUCAUCUGGUCAUCUUGGUGAAGUAGUUCAGAAUUGUUUUGUCACUGAAAAGAUCUUGAAGGAACUGAACGUGGCUGAGCUGAGGCUGAAGACAACAAUGGACAUAGAAGAGUACAAUGCAUGCAAAAUGUUCUUUGUGAAAGAUGCACUUAGAGAUGCUCUAUCCUCUGACUUCCACUCCACAAGUUCAACCAGUGAAAGUCCACAAAAAAAUGAGCAAUGGGAAAAAAGUGAACGGAAGAAAAAGAUUAUGGAGACAGCAAGAUUGGAAGGUACUUCACCCCUCACUGUAAUACCCACCACUGGUCAUGGAAAAGAACUAGAAGAACUGUGGGGAAGGAAAGGUGGGUUUCCUGUCAUUCAAUUUUCAACCUUUGAUAUUGAGAAAAAACUAACUGAACUAGGCAUGGAGCUUCAGAGGCUCAGAAUGGAAGGUACUUUUCCUCCCCCUGAACUCUUUACUGCUGAUCUUGAAGAUGAACUACAACAACUUCAACAAUUUAUUUGGAUACUUACACUCAGAAAAAGCAUGAAAGGUAGUUCACAUUCCCUUGUUCCCACCAUUAGAACAGUAUUUAGACUACGCCAGGAACUUAAGAAAGUCAAGAUGGAAGCAUUAGAGAACACCAUGUAUCCGACCAUUAGAUCAGGACUGGCGAAGUUUGAUGUUAGUUUACCCGAGGAACUCCAAGACUAUGUCAGUUACUUAUUAGAUGAGUCAGCUAAACUUCACUUACGCAAGCAAGUACUUCAACCACCUCGUGCCUUAGAGGAACUACGAGUAGCAAUGGAUAAAGACGAAUUGAAAACAUUCCUUACUAUUCACAUCAGAGAAGGUGCAUGGCAGGUGGUGCUGCUGUUUACGGAUGAGCUCUCUAUACAUGAACCACCAUGGGGCAGCCAUCAUGAAAUUUAUAAUAAGGACGAGGACGAGGAGGUGUUUAUUGAAGUGAUAUACAGUUCGAAGUCAGGCAUAUUGAAGGCGUGGCCAACAGAGUUCGACCCUGGUUUGGUAGCACUGUGUAAAGCGAUCACCAACAGGGACUGGAAAGUAACCAGAUUAAUUCUCGCGUACAGUCGGAUAUCUGAUGAAGGUUUGAAGAACUUAAGUACAGCGCUUACUCAGGGUGAACUUUACAGCUUGACACUGUAUGACAUUGGUUUACAAAAUCAAGGAUUAGAACACCUGUGUACCGCGCUAACCAGCGUAAACUGCAGAUUAACAAACUUAGACGUCAGUUACAAUGAUUUGGGAGACGUAGGAAUAAUGCAAUUGUGUAACGCGCUAGCCAGCGUUAACUGCAGAUUAACAAGUUUAAACGUCAGUUGCAAUAAGUGGGGAGACAAUGGAGGAAUGCACUUGUGUAACGCGCUAACCAGCGUUAAUUGCAGAUUAACAAGUUUAAACGUCAAUGAAAAUCAGUUGGGAGACAACGGACUGAAACACUUGUGUGAUGCACUGACCAGCAGUAACUGUGCUUUAACCAAAUUAAAAGUCGGUUUUAAUAGACUAGGAGAUGGAGGAAUCAAAGAAUUGUCUGAAGUCUUAACCAACGGAUUCUGUACAUUAACAAGCUUAGACAUAGGCGGCAAUGAAUUUGGAGAUGAAGGAAUCAAGCACCUGUGUAAGGCCUUGACUGAUACCAAAUGCAAACUACGGAGCUUAAACCUCCAGGGAAAUCGGUAUGUAACAGAUGAUGGAAAAAAAUAUUUGUCUCAAAUGUUAACUGGUACUGACUGGGAAGAUAAAGGGGCUCUACGACUUUUCCGUUCAACUAAAAAGUAGACCAAGGAACAGGUCAGUGGCACAAAGCCCUGACAGGUUCCUCCUGUUACGUUUCGCUUGUCAUGAAAUAAAUUCCAUUUUUAUGAAUGACAACUUGAAGAUUAUUGUUCAAGGUGAUUAAUUAGAUAGCUGACCUGCUAGUCACUAUCACUUGUUGAACGGAGUAGUAAAAUUGAUCAGCAGUGAGGCAGUCGAAACAUUGCGAUCAAGAAUCGAGAAAUGACUCGCUAUCAUGACACAAACGAUUAUUCAACGUUCAUUAUUCGGUAGACGAAUUUCUCUCUGUUAAAAAAAAUAGACUAUAAAUGCAACUGCAAUUUCGUAUAACGGGUCUGUUGGCAAUAAUGUUGUUACUUUUGUGACAACAAAUUUUAAACUACAGACAAUAGGUUAUACUGGUGAUUUAGCUGCAAUAAGAUGCCAAAAAUAUUGCAAUAAGAGAGAUGAUAAGUUUUGAGCCCGGUGAAGAAAUAGAGAAAGAUAUUUUCUUCGUCUUGUCACGAACGA